This is a messenger RNA of Penaeus monodon (black tiger shrimp), 4857 nucleotides long. RefSeq names its product serine protease 33-like. NCBI's taxonomy places the organism in Eukaryota, Metazoa, Arthropoda, Malacostraca, Decapoda, Penaeidae. Bases 1 to 1209 code for a protein of 402 amino acids. Gene Ontology annotation, biological process: proteolysis. Gene Ontology annotation, molecular function: serine-type endopeptidase activity. The transcript has 9 exons. The record is from RefSeq and is a predicted model, not a curated record.
AUGAAAGGGCCUCCUCUUUUGGCCCUGGGGGUCCAUGCCCGUGCUGCCUCGGGGCGCCGCUGCGUGGCCCGAGACUUGCGAACGGGCCGCCCGAACGUGGAUGCUUACCCCGACGCCCCCCCCCCGGACCCCACCCCUUUAAAAACCCAGCAGUGGAUAAAGUACAACCGGGAGGGCCUCCUGCGGUACACCGAGGGUGGCAUGCCGUCCAGGGUCUGCGUCGACAACAUAAACAAAACGCUGACGACGCAAGAAGCGCAUCAGCUGAUCCACAACAUGGCGGAAGUCACGUGCGAUUUGCUCUCCUACGGCGGAGUCGAGCUCGUCGAGGUGGUGACGGAGGAUGUGUUCGAUCACGUGCCCGGCCUCGGCUACGUCCAGAUAACAGACGUGUAUUCCACUAACAUCACUUUCGAACCUGUGAACUGCACGCGCCGCACCGUAGUGUAUAUGUCCUGCUCUGAGCUGGCGUGUGGAGUGCGACCCCUGUUCGUGCCUCCUCGCAACCCCGUUAUUAGCAACAGCGUCGUGAGAACAGCACAGAGCGGGGACUGGCCAUGGUCUGCGGCUCUCCUGAAGGACGGGGUCCAUGCCUGCGACGCCACCCUUAUACACCCUUCCUGGCUCCUGACGACUUCGCUGUGCUUCCAAGGACAAGGGCGGGCGCUGUGGAUGGCGAGGCUGGGCGCCGUCAGGAUCUCCUCGCAGGCGCCGUGGGUGCAGGAGAGACUCAUCGUAGGCAUGGUCAAGUCUCCUGUAGAAGGCAGUCAGAUCGUCCUCAUUAAGCUGGCGGAUUCUGAAGUGGAGCUGAGCGAUUACGUAAGACCUGCCUGCCUGGGAUCGCACACCUCCGUCGGGCAGCUCCUGAAGCGAGAGUGCCGCGCCCUGGGAUGGGGAGCGAGGCGCGACCCUCUGGUGGAGCUGACUCUCCGCGUCGCAACCUCCGCCACGGCCUGCAAGCACCUCCAUGGAAACAAAGACAACACGAUUUGCGCACAACAGAUUACUCCCACAGAUCGCUGCCUUCUCGAAGAACAAAGCGGAGGCGGCCUUCUGUGCGAGUGGGCGGGGCGAUGGGAGCUGGUGGGCGUGGCCACCUUACCCACAGGGUGUGCCCAGGGCUCUCGCGCCCGCCUCUACGACGAUAUCACCCCGACAACCGUCAGGUGGAUUAAGAAGACGAUCGCCGCCUUCGCCAGGGGGGCGUAACACCCUAGCGCCGCCGUCGAGGAGGAUUCGAUCGCCCUUUCUCCAGUGGGGUAAAAUUCUCUCUGGAACCAGCCUGUAUGAUUUAUUUUGCCGAGAUACUGAAAAAACAGAUUGAAAAUACUAUGAAAAAUUAAUGAUAAUAAUAAACUAUCGUGGAUGGGAGACGAGUGUGCAAACUGAAAGACCUAGAAAAAAAAAAAAAAUUGAGACACACGAAGAAAAUACGUACGUUAGAAAUAAUCGAAAAAUAGAAGAUCUGAAAAAUGAAGAAAAAAAUACAUAAUGGCUGGUUCCUAUCAUAGCGUUUUCCUCUUGACAAGUCCAAGCAAUGGGUGGCUUCGAGACUGUCUGUCUGUCUGUCUGUCUGUCUUUCCCUAGCGACAGACAGACACAAAGCCUUCAAAAAGCCACCGUUAUGCGCACAAUAGACCGCCCUUGCCGACUUUUACGCGCUUACCUACCUACAAGGUGUUUAUUUACAUAUCACUUUUACAACGUCACUCUUUUGUUGUUUUUUUAAUAAAAUCCCAUGACAACCAUAUCCAAUACAUAUCCUAAGAGUUACCCGUUUGAUAUAUAUUGAGAAAAUAAAAAUUAUAUUGUAGUUUAUGAAUGUUAAUGAAUGAUUGUUGCAUUGAUGGAGAGAAUUUAAAGGAAAAAAAAAAAAACAUAUGAAUUGUUAUUCCGGAAAGUAUGUUAAGCUUGUAUGGGUGUUUCACAGAGCUGUGUAAUACCUUCUUGCCACCCCUCAUUUUUUUAAAGAAAUAUUUCUUUCUCGUUAGUUAUCACAUGAACUAGCACCAUUUCAACCCGAACAAAUAUAUAUCUUUCUGAAAUAGGAUCAUCCGAACGCGGUGAUAUCCUAGCAUUUAAAACACAUCAAAACCUCGUAUUGAUGAACAAAACCUAAGCUUAAAAAAGAAAAGAAAAAGGUCUGUUGCAGGUGACGGGGGGACUGACCUAAAAUCUUCAUGUGUUGUGUAUAGUUGUAGCUUAGUAAGGGAGCCUGUUUCCUGUCAGCUUACGGACAGCAUAUAUGUUGGUUAACCUCGUGACUAUGAAAGAGCUCUGUGUCAGUGUCUCCCGGCAGUUCUCUUGACUGCAAUUAGAUGACGUGUAUAUUAGUGGUUACCCUUACCACCUCCUUACCCCCCCUUCCCUCCCGGCUGUGUGGACAGCGUUGUGCACUAGUGAUAUAUAUUUCUGUUGUUUUUUUUGUUUUUUGUUUUGGUUCUUAAUGCUCCCCGUAUGUAAUAGUGUGCGCUAGUGGUUCCUUGAGAUGUGUGUGGAGUAUGUGUGCUAAUGAUACUAAGGCGCUCUUUGCUGGUGGUUCCGUGUCUCUGUGUGCUUCUCCAAAAGGUGUUGAGCUCUUGAACCAUACAUGACUUCUGCCGAUAAAUACUACGCCCACUAAGGUAUAAAUAGGAGUUUUUCCUUGUCAUAUAUGGCUCAAUAAAUGCUUGAACCAUGACAAAAAAAAUACCAUAUUCGUAAAUGUUGUACAGGAAGGAGAGAAGGAGAAGAGAAAAAAAAAUUGUGGCUUCUUGGUUACCGUGCGAACUGUCUCUGGUUUCAGAGAAUAAUUUUAUAAUCUUACAAUGACCUGUUGUAAAGAAACACAUAUCCAAAACUUAGAAGUAAAGUGUUUCUAUGCUCUGUCUGGUUUUAUUUGGAAGUAAAUGGUUUGUGUAUGGCGAGGAGCAAAUUCUUGCGAGUUACAUUAUACAAACUUACUCCAAUGAACAAAUGUUGCAUUCUGUCACUCUCCGAUCUUUUUACUCGUAGCCAAAGAUCUGGCGGGAAUAUCAUAAGCUUUAAUUAUUUUUGACACAUGUAUACUUGUAUAGAAUUUUUCGGGUGUUAUAAGUAUAUAUUUUGCUUUCUACUCCAUUAUUGAUGGAAUUAUUUUCUUUGCUAUAGUAUAUUUGCAUGGCAAAGUAAAGAACUGAAUGAGAGGUACCGUAUCGGAAAAGUAUAGAGAGAGAUAGAGAGAAGAAGUUUCAUACAGUCUUGCCCAGUGCGAGAACGGAUGCAGGCGACACACUUGCAUUGAGAUUUCUGUAUAUUUACACUACAUUGUUCGAUAGAGGAUCUGCAUAUUUUUGGUAUUAACUGACUUUCGUAGCGCUGUUUUUUGGGGCGGCUAAGUCCAAUACAGCGAAGAUAGGGCAGAGUGGCAGAGCGAGAGAGAGAGAGAGAAAAUAGGAGGGCAUAGGAUAUUCGUAGGAAACCUUAAACUGCCUAUUCCUGAUGUGAAAAAUCGAGUCGCUUAAUCGUUUUUUAUGUGAAAAAAGUCAUUUAAAAUAGGUAACAUAGAGCGAAAUGAAAGGUUAAUCUGCAAUGACGUGAUACUACGAAUUUCUUCGAUAUUUAUACACAUACACAGUUUACUUGGCACAGAUGAUAGGAGAAUCACAAGCGUAUUUAUAAUUAUUUAUGUACUCAAAAUACUCAUAUCUAUCUCUACUGGCACAUUAACCUGAGACUAACAUCACAUCGAAAAAUCAUUCCGUUCAAAAACAAACAUAAAAUCGGUAAAAAAAAAUUGGCAUACGUCAAAACCGAUAUAUCUCUUCCUGUUUUCAAAACUAAACCACGUUUUAGACGGAAUAGGCAGUUGAUCAACCUUCCCAUGCUGAGACAGGGUCCAUUGGUAUGCAGGAUGCUUUCUUAAUGAUGCCUAAUUGAGAAAGGAGGAGAGAAAGAGAAAAAGAGAAAGAGAGAGAGGGAGAGAGAGAGAUAGGGAAAAAAAAAGACUAUAAGUACCACAAGACGCCAUGAUAUGAAGUCACUCCCGCGAAUGGAGUCGGCGUGACGUCACUAGUAUAAUAUUGCUAGAUGGAUCUGUUUUAUAUGUGUACUAUUAGCUGAAUAGACUAAGAGCCAGUAUGCUUUAAAUACCAGGCAAACGUGUAUGUGCAUAUGAAAUAUAUAUAUAUAAGCCUGGGAUGAUUUAAGCGAUACUGUGCCCUGGCCUAAAAGUUCGUGUAAUGUGGCAGUUUUUCUGUAAUGCCUGAAAUAUUGACAUAUUUUUGUUGAAUCAUUUAUUGAAAUAUAUGUGAGAUAUUUUCGUAGAUAUUAAGUAACAACCGCAGGGUGUACAUAAUGGUUAUUUGAACUGAUCUCAUCCUAUUAAUAAAAUUGACGGUUUCAUCAAAGUUCUUUUUAAAAAAGGGAGAGAGAGAAAGGCGAUAUUCGGUUGAACAGCCGUACAUGGAAAGCUCUAAAGAAAUAUACAUUUAAAAAAAACUCUAAACGAGAUAUAUAUAGAACCUGAAUAUGUCUUCACACUCAAAAAAAAAAAAAGAAGAAGAAAAAAAAAGCAGGUGAAAUUUCUUUUUCCCUGCACUUUCCAAACCACCCCAUGAUGGUCUUUACCAAACCAUGGCUUCAUCAGCGUUUCCAUGUUAAAGGGCUGUUUAACCCCACGCAAAAGACAUUGUACAGAGCGACCUAGCGACCAGGCCGUCCCCUCAUGUGAGAAUUUUCCGACGCGGAUGAGAUUUUUGUUUUCUGAAACCAUUACCGCCCUGCUUCUUCCAUUAAAAGUGUACUCAGACAAAAGAAACAUAUGACAAAUGCUGCCUGUAAUGUAUAAAUGAUUAUGUAAAUUGGUUCGUGUAAAAAUAAAACACACUAUGUUUCAAG